Molecule: messenger RNA, 444 nt
Organism: Fusarium poae
Lineage: Eukaryota; Fungi; Ascomycota; Sordariomycetes; Hypocreales; Nectriaceae
Exons: 5
Coding region: 1-444 (147 amino acids)
Source: RefSeq, a predicted model, not a curated record
AUGUCGAAAAAACAAGAAAACUUAACACAUGAGGAGGUGUGGGAUGAUUCUGCCCUCAUUAAUUCAUGGAAUGAGGCCCUGCAGGAGUACAAAAAAUAUCACAGCAUACACGCAAAAGGUGGAAGUGUACGAGAUCUCGAGCCUCAAAACGAGACCGAGAUUGAGACAGAGCCCGAGUCUGAACAACCUCAAGUAACAGAAACAGAGGGGAGCGUUGUGACUUCAGAAAAGGUGGAGGAAAAUAAGAUCACUCCGUCACGGAACGAAGCCAAGGAACCUACACCGUCGCAAUCUCAAGGUGUCCCUGCCUUUCCGAUACAGACUGUUCUGGGUUCUGUGCAAGACGAAAGUCUCAAGAAGCUCCUCAUGUCUUGGUAUUAUGCUGGCUACUACACAGGGUUGUAUGAAGGCCAACAACAAGCUCAACAGAAGCACGCGUCUUAA